Lactuca saligna is the source of this 327-nucleotide messenger RNA. Lineage: Eukaryota; Viridiplantae; Streptophyta; Magnoliopsida; Asterales; Asteraceae. The record is from the annotation of a GenBank genome assembly.
AUGGUGAAUGAGUUACAGAGAUUUCUUGUUCUCAGAAAGAGAAUGGAUGAUGUCAUAGGGAAUUUUUUAAGUGAUGGUCUUCAGCCUUCUGAAACCAUGAUUGGGCACAUAGUUGAAAUGGAGGAUGGAGUUGAGUUUGAAAAAGCUACACAAUCUGAAAGGGGUAAAAAGUCACGUGCAAUUCUUUCUAGGCCUGUUAAUAGAUUUGUCACAGAACAGGUAGUUUCGGAUAAUAGGGAGUACACUGGUGUUGUUGAUAGUGCCAAAGAGUUGUUACAGACUGUUGAUGUUGUUCAUAUACUUACAAUGAAUAACAUCACAUUCUAA